UUGCUUUGCUGAUUUUUGAUGAUAAGGUAAUAAUCUAUCAAUUCUAUCAGUUUUAGAUUGGGAUACCGCAGCCAGCACUGCUGACGUUUGAAUUGCGAGCAUGUGCUUUCAAUCAACCUCUUAAUGUAUUAUCGAUAAGACAUUUAAGCGGAAAUUCAACUCGAAGGCUUCUCUGAACUAUUCUAACUUACGUAGCUACCUUAUCACCAGCACAAUUCACAUAUACCACAACUAUGAAGCCGCCGACACGAGUCGUGCUGCGGCUUGCAGCUCGCCAAUCGAGCUCUGUAUCCGGACACUGCUCCCUGCUGCUUGCCCCCCGCCUCAUUCACUCCACGCCUGUUUCACCUGCCACGGUAUCCCCCAUCCAUGGCACAGGACCGCCGCCCCAGCCCCCGCGCCCAGCAGCCGACAGCGCGAGCACACGCCUCGACCGUCGGAAGAAGCAUGCUGCGCUCCUAGAGCGAGCAGAAGAGAUACGGGGGUCAAACCGGCCAUCCGGAAACACACAAGCCAACCCGCUCGCACGCCGGCGGUUCUGGAAACACGUACAUGUGCGCGAGGUCGACGGGGCGUUGGAGGUUCAUCUCGACACGCGCCCGCUGCGCCGGCCGACAAAUAAAGAAAUCGUGCGCUUGCCAGCGUCAAAGCCGCUGCUCGCAGCUGCGGUGGCGCUGGAAUGGGACCAGCUCGUUUCGGCACAGCAGGCUACGAAGCAGCAUCUCAUACCGCUGACGAGCCUCGUGAAUCGCGCACUCGAUAUCGCCGAUGACGAUGCGGGCAAGGACAUAGGUGUGGAGAAAGGAGAGGGGGAGGCGGGAUCUACGAACGAGAGUCUACGUAGCGGCAUCGCGCGCAUGCUCAUGCGCUACCUUGACACAGAUUCGCUCCUCUGCUGGGCGCCGCCGCCGCGCCAUGGCCACGACGCUCCGGACGCUGCGGGGAAUACGCUCCGAGAACUCCAGAGACAGGCCGCUGAGGAGGUCGUGGCGUACUUGACGACGAACGUCUGGCCGGGCAUCGAGAUCGAGCCUGUGCUCGAUGAGGAGAGCAUCAUGCCACGCGGCCAGAAACCCGAGACGCGCCAGAUCAUCGAGGGCUGGAUCAUGGGGCUUGAUGCUUGGGAACUGGCCGGUUUGGAACGAGCCGUGCUUGCUGGUAAGGGGUUAUUAGGCGCGGCGCGGUUGCUGGCUGAGUGGAGCGAGGGCUUCGUUGGUGUUAAGGGGGCGAGGGGGGCGAAGAGACCAUAUGGCGUGGAGGAGGCGGCCAAGAUGGCGAGCAUUGAGGUGGAUUGGCAGAUCGGGAACUGGGGAGAGGUGGAAGAUACACACGAUGUCGAAAAAGAAGAUCUACGACGACAACUUGGGAGCGUGGUGCUACUUGUUAGUGGCACUGGAAAGCAAUGAAUGUAUAUGUCUGAUGAUUAUGGGAUAAUAGCUGAUGUAUGAGUACUGUAAAUGGACAUGAAACUACUGGAUAGAAGUGGCCCUGGUUACAUGUAUCAUAGGUAUGGUUUUUAAAAUGGAAUUAUAUCCUUUUAAGAUAGGCCAGCUCAUAUUAAGUAUGAAAGCUGAGUUACGAAC
Messenger RNA from Xylaria bambusicola, 1583 nucleotides. RefSeq lists its product as uncharacterized. Gene Ontology annotation, cellular component: mitochondrion. The record is from RefSeq and is a predicted model, not a curated record. NCBI's taxonomy places the organism in Eukaryota, Fungi, Ascomycota, Sordariomycetes, Xylariales, Xylariaceae. Bases 234 to 1406 code for a protein of 390 amino acids. The transcript has a single exon. Gene Ontology annotation, biological process: mitochondrial proton-transporting ATP synthase complex assembly.